AUGGUUUUGUCGAUGAAUAUUAAGUACCGUCGCGCUUACAAAUUGGUGUAUUAUUUAGGAAGUUCCACCAUAGUACUGAUUCUCUUCCUUGUACUUUACAAAACACCGAGGGCAACAAUAUGGCUAGAAAUUACUUUUCCGCCACCGGCUCCUUCAACAGUGACGUCACUUCCGACGACAAGAGCGCAAACACCUUCGAAGAAAGUCUCAAGUCCACAUCGACGCUUUGCCAUAUUUUCAUCUUCCAUUCAUUCACAGCUUCGCUCCUACAUUUUCUAUACUCCUAUUACAGCUGCUGCAUGGCAACGCUUGGGUUACGGAGUGAUUGUGGUAUUCACUGGUGAUUUUACUAAUCGUAGCAAUGCAUCGUUAUCACCUCAACUCGCUUUGUCACGUGCGUUUCUCCAACGAUUAGGCGCUUAUACACUUGAUUUUCAAUGCGAUUCGUCAUAUUCGACAAAAAUGUCACAAAUAGUACGCAUCUUCGGUGGUUUUCUUUCAGAUACAAUCGUUAAUGAUACAGAUUACAUUCUUACAACCGAUAGUGAUAUUAUCCCAAUAGAACCAUCAAAUUACGAAAUAGCUGAUCAUACCGAUGGAUUUAUCUACAAUGCUCUGUGCUGUGGAUCCUUUCAACGUCAUAACAGAACAUACGAUAUGUAUCCAAUGAGCCACAUAUGUCUUCGAAAACGAAUGUGGCGAGAUAUGUUUAUGGAAUCAGACCAACGUAAAGCACUUUUGAAUGGAAGUUGUCCGUCGUUAAAUACAACUCUGCUUUCCGCACAAGCGCCAUUUUCGUUUGAAACCGCCAGCGCUUAUACUCGCUGCGAAUUCGGCAGCUUAUACGAUUCGAGUAUGAACAAAGGCGAUGCAGCAUGGUAUAUGGAUCAAGUGUAUUCUUCCAUGUUAAUCAAUGAUUACUGUCGAAAUCAUUCAACUGUGAACAUAGAUAAACGUCAGAAGAAAUCCAAACGUCUCGAUCCAGGUUUGCCAUCGAUGAUGUGGAACAUGCCGUUUUUCUCAACGUUUGGUGAUGCUCAUUUAAUACAUGAUGAAAUCUUUGAUUCCUAUCGGUUUGCGCCAUUUAGAAAGUUCUUGAAGUUUCUUUUCAAUUCAUCAUUAGCAGGAGAGUUUGAGUUCUAUUAUAAGAAAUUUUUGUCAACUUUGAACGAUCUUCCUCAAGAUAAUUGA
Adineta ricciae is the source of this 1191-nucleotide messenger RNA. NCBI's taxonomy places the organism in Eukaryota, Metazoa, Rotifera, Eurotatoria, Adinetida, Adinetidae. The record is from the annotation of a GenBank genome assembly.